AAAAAUUAAAAAACACAUUUUAAGUUUUUGUUAAUUUUUCUUAUUUUUGGAAAAAAAAAACUUAAUUAAAAAACAACAAAAGCAGAAAUCAAUCAAUUCCACCAACACCACCACCCAAUACUUGGAAUAAAUUUUCAUUUCAUUUUUGGUUACAACCACCACCAUUGCAAGCAACAACACCAACACGAUUUUGACAUUACCACCAAGGAGAGAAAAUUGUGUGUUACGCUCUCUCUCCAUCUCUCGCACUUUGCAGAUAUCUGCAUUUUUGUUGUUGCCAAAAAUUGUUUUUUAAAGUGCGUUGCCGUCGUCUGCCUGCCUGGCGUAAAGUUUUGUGAACUUUUUUCUGUGUGUUUCAAAACAAUUUCAUCUCAACUCCAUAAAAUAGGCAGAAAAUAACAGCAAAAGAACGAAGAAACUAUGAGGAUGAUGAUGAUGUUGCAUGCUUUGAUAAUUUCAUUUCGUUUAAAUCCGAUUUUAUUUUAAACGAUGGAUCGUCAUGCUUUAAAAUUUUAUUCAAGAAGAUCAACAACGGCAACAAGAGAAAGUGAAAAUUCGAUAGCGACAUCAAAUACCACAUAUUUGCCAACGCAACCCCUCAAGGAUAAUUCCAAUAUACGAAUAAUUAAAGUCAAUGCCGAACAAGCGCACUUAGUGGAACAAAAACAACAGCAACAACAACAAUUGCAGCACCAACAAUCGACUUCAUCCCCUAGUACUGCGAAUAACAACAACCACAACCACUUGACAAACUCAAAAGUCGUUGGUACUGCAUCAACCACCACCCUCAACAGCCAAGCAACGAAAACAAAUAACGCUGGCGAACGCCCUCUCAAGUGUUUAGAGACUUUGGCCCAAAAGGCUGGCAUUACAUUUGACGAAAAAUACGAUUUUGCCACGCCAACAAAUACAACACCCCCACCACCACCACAACACCAACAAACACAACAGCUUCAGCAUCAAACACCCACUGGCCAGAUCCAACCACAACUGCAAAAUAAUCUCAAACAAACACAAUUAGCUAAUCUAAGGGCAGCAUCAUCCGCCUCCACCUCCACCUCCUCCUCAUCUGUCGCCUCUACUCCCACCACCAAUACCUACACCCAUACAUCCAUUUCGAUUGUUGGCAACGGCAGUGUCGGCGGUGCCAAUAUAAAAAGCUUCAAACUGGAGAAAUCACAGAGUCCAGCCCAACAAGUGGCACCCGGUACGGUGCCACUACAGCUAUCACCCGAGCAACUACAGCAACUGCAACAAUUCCAUCAGCUACAACAUGGCUCACCAUUUGCAGCCAUUCAAGUCAAACAGGAAUUUCCCACCCAGCAACAUACCCUGUCGGCUGCGGGCGGCACAACCACGGAACUUAAACACACCAGCAUGUUGGAUGCCGCCACCCAGGGUCAGCUGCAACAGAUGCAAAUGCAGUUAGCUGCCGCUGCGGCAGCCGAUGCAAAUGGUGGAGCUGGACCCAAUAGUCCGGCCAAUCAACAACCUACCAACAAUGGCUUACAGCCCCAACACUCCACCACCAUCAGUACCAUGUCACCCAUGCAAUUGGCCACAACAACGGGCCAGGUGGCCACAGCCAAUGAUUGGACCCAGGGACGUACUGUACAAUUUAUGCAGCCAUCCACAGGAUUUCUGUACCCCCACAUGGUAUUGCCUAGUAAUCUGAUACAAUCGGGUCUGGGACAACAGCCAAUACAAGUCAUUACGGCCGGCAAGCCAUUUCAAGGUGGACCAACACAAAUGAUUACCACCACCCAGAAUGCCAAGCAAAUGUCCAUUGGGGGCAAUGCCGGCUUUCCAAGUGGCACCACCUAUGCCAUACCAUCCAGUCAGUCACAGCAAACGUUACUAUUCUCCCCCGUAAACGUAAUCUCCCAGUCACCGCAACAGCAAAAUAUCCUGCAAGCCAUGGCCCAGCAACAGCAACAGGCCCAGCAGCAGCAGGCUCAACAGCAGGCGCAACAGCAGCAACAGAAGGCUGCCGUAGAUGGCCAAAAGGGUCUGCAACAGAAGGUGGUGCAAAAAGUCACAACCACCACAAAUACCGUUCAGUCGGCCACAGCGGCCGCCAAUGUUGCCCAGCAACAACAGCAGCAGCAGGCCCAGCAGCAAUGUGUUCAGGUGAAUGCCCAAACAGCGGCCGGCAUGGCUGGUGGGGCAACACAAAUCAUAAGUCCACUACAGCAGGCAACCGGGGCUCCCCAGCCGCUGCAAAUUAACGCCCCCUGGGUACCCUUCUGGUCAAAUGGUCUGCAGCAAUUGGCUCAAAAUCAGAUAAUUAUACGAGGUACUCAGCCGGAUGGAACACAGGGUGUUUUCAUACAACAACCAACGGGUCCCACACUGCAGGCUCAACAACAAAAUCAGAUAACCCUACAAUGUACCCAGACCCCAACGAAGCAGCGCACCCAGCUGGAUCAGCUACAGGCUGCAGCGGCCGCCAAACAACAACAGGCCACUGGUCAGGUGGCCAAUGCAGCGGCAGCAGCAGCGGCCCAGCUACAGGUCAAUCAGCAACAACAGCAGCAACAGGUUGCCACCGCUGCAGUGCAACAACAACAGCAGCAGCAGGCUGUUGUGGCAGCCCAUUUGCAACAGCAAGCCGCUGCCGUUGUGACUGCCGCCGCCAAUCAACGUGGCACCACACAAAUUAUGCCACAGGCGGGUGGUGCUCAAAUACGUCCAGCCUCCUCGGUUUCCACACAAACGGCCCAGAAUCAAAGUUUGCUCAAACAAAAGAUGCGUACCAAACAACAGGCCGUGCGGCCGGCAUUGCCGCAACUGAAACAGGAACCCAACACCGUGCAACAAGUCCAGCAACAGCAGGUGGUAAAGGCACAGGCAGCCACCGUGGCUAGUCUCCAGCAACAGAUGACAGCCGCGGUGGCGGCGGCAGGUCAGCAGCAAGGCCAGCCGACAAUGCAUCAGGUGGUGACGUCGGGUGGAAAACAAAUGGUGGUAAUGAGUGCUGGCACACCGAUCACCAUACAAAAUGGCCAGACUCUGCAACAGGCCGUGGAUAAGCAGCAGCAACAACAACAGCAGCAGCAACAAUUGCAGUUGCAGCAAAUACAGAAACAACAGCAGCAACAGCAACAACUGCAACAGCAGUUGCAACAACAAUUUAUACAACAACAAAUUGCUCAAAUACAACAGCAGCAGGCCGCCGCUGCAGUACAACAGCAGCAGCAACAACAGCAAUUGCAACAACAGGCGGCGGUCCAAGCCGCACAGCAGCAGCAACAACAACAACAGCAGCAGGUGGGUCAAGCCCAGCAGCAGCAACAACAGCCACAAAUCCAACUGCAAGUUGGUGGUCAGACCUUCAUAACCACACAGCAACAACAACAACAGUUGCAAAAUCAAAUUCUGCAACAACAACAACAGCUGCAGCAGCAGCAACAACAACAGCGCGAUGGCCAGCAGCAGCUAGGCCAAAAUAUAAUCCAUCAAAUUGUGGUUGCCCAAUCGCCGCAACAACAGCAGCAGCAGGCCCAGCAGCAACAGCAACAACAACAGUUGCAGCAACAAAUCACAGCAGCAACUGCUGUACCCUUCUCAGUGUCCUCGUCGACACCAGCCUCCAUUGCCAGCUCGGCAAGUGCGUUGCAGCAGGUAACCUAUCACACCAAGACCUCCAAUUCACUGCCCACCACAUCUGUGGUAACGAUUUCCAAUCAGACUGGUCCCUUGGUUACAAGUACCGUGGGUUUGAAUCAAACACAGCUGCAGCAACAGCAGCAAUUGAUAGCCGCCACCAUAGCUGCCUCGCAGCAACAACACCAACAACAACAGCAGCAGCAGCAAGCUCAACUGCAACAACAACAGCAGGCCCAACAGCAAAUGGUGGCAGUUGGCCAGCAGCAACAGCAACAGCAACAACAUGCUUCCCAACAACAGCAGCAUACAACUGUUAUGCCACCGCCAUCUUCUCCCGCUCAAAACCCCAUCUUAGCCAUGGCCUCCAUGAUGAAUGCCGCUGCUGGCGGCAAUCUGAGCAACGCCGCCUCCACUCUGGGCAAUGUAACAAAUGCCACAGUCCCGAUGACAUCGCCCCUAAACAAUGUUACAAGUGUGUCUUCCCUGCCUACCACACCCUCAAAGGGUGCAAUGGAUCAAUUGAAAACCGUUUCAAGUGCUCCCACUACACCAAGUACCACGGUGACGGCGGGCGUGAAUGCCCAGCAUAACGUUCAAAUGCUAUCGGCUCCCUCAACGCCAGUUGUUAGCUCCGAUGCCAGCCAGAAGGAUACUCCAUCAAAGGCGAGUGAUCAAAAUCGAAUGGCAGAUAAUGCCACACCCACAGGCACACUAAAUCAGAACAAUCAAACAAUGGCAACAGAAACAACAACAACAACCGCAAAUGGCAAUAGUAUGGCGGGAAAUAUGGGCCAAACAACAACCACCUCUAUAUCGGCCGUAACAGCCUCCAAUAAUGGUGGACAAGAUUCUACGGCAGUACCACAAUCAAUGGACACCACUGAAAACAACAGCAAUCAGCAAACAUCUGCGCCGUCCCAACAAGAAGAUAACUUGGAAAACAAACAGCAUCAGCAGCAGUCAAACGAUGUACAAUCCACAACCCAAUCAUUAAAUGAUAGCAGCAGUAUUGCAUCUCCCACAAAAACGCUUAGGACUGCCACUCAAACACCAAGCUCCUCGGACACCUCAACGCUCACGACAGCUAAAACAAAUGUUGUGUCUACAUCCCCCGAAGCAGGAGGAGGAGGAGAGUCUACAAACACUACCAUGACACCUGCUGUUGCCACAACAACAACAACAAGUUCAUGUGGCACGGCUAGUACGUCCAUAACAACAACUACCACAUCAUCCAAUAGCAGUAGUUCAACUACAACCUCAACGACCUAUACCAGCACCACAACAGCUGCAGCCACUGCCACCACACCCACCACCAAAUCCUCGGGUGUUUCACCGCCCAAAACCACACCUGGCGCCACAACGGCUAAGGUUGAAAAAGAUCUACCCAAGGCCAUGAUCAAACCGAAUGUCUUGACCCAUGUCAUCGAUGGCUUUAUAAUACAGGAAGCCAAUGAACCGUUCCCGGUUUCGCGUAAACGUUACACCGACAAGGAUGAUAGCGACGAAUUGCCACAGAAAAAACAAGCCCUCGAGGACUCGUCAUCGAAUAACACGAACAACAACAAUAAUUCGCUCUCUUCGAGUCCUCUGCCACCGGAUAUGGUGGCUUGUGAACAAUGCGGUAAACCUGAACAUAAAACAAAACUGAAAAAGAAACGUUACUGUUCACCGACAUGUGCCCGACAGGCAAAGGCCUCCAUUGGACAAGAGCAGCCCAAUCAAAAUCUACAACAACAACAACACCAACAAAGUGAUAAUGGUCUUGGCAUGGCUGGAGCAGCAGGAUCAAUGCCUCUCGGCACAGUCAAUGAUACGGCAUCCAAUCCCAACAACAACAACAAUGGCAUACCAAUGGAUAUAAGUCAUGCAAUGGCGACACCCAUGAUUCCAGUUAAUGUCGGCAUGGUCGAUACACCGCUGGUGGCAGCAAUGCCUAUGGUCCCGGCCCCCACAUUAGCCCCAGCGCCCCUACAAAUGCCAAUGGCUGCUCCACUCAUGAACGAUGUUGGAUCAGCUUCAGCUGCUGCUCAAAUUGCCGCUGCCAUACCCACAGCUGCGGCGGCCACCAUGAAUGCAAUACCAUCGGCUGCUGCGGUACAGCCAGCUGUGGAUCAACAGCCUCAGAUGGCCAAUUGGACGGUGGCCGAUGUUUGUGAAUUCAUAAGGAAUCUGCCGGGAUGUACAGACUAUGUGGAUGAUUUUGAACAGCAGGAAAUCGAUGGUCAGGCGCUGCUGCUGCUCAAAGAAAGUCAUUUGGUCAAUGCCAUGGGUAUGAAAUUGGGACCGGCUCUCAAGAUAGUGGCCAAGGUGGAAUCCAUGAAAGAGGUGUCGGCGGCGGCCAUGAAUGCUGCCAACAAUGCUGCAGCAGCGGCUGCGAACAAUAACAUGGAUAUGCAAUAGAAAAAUUAAAUAAAAUUGGUGUAAAUAAACAGAAAUAAAUGGAAUCGCAAGCUGUGGCUACCCAUGCUUCCCUGGCUCCAAGUUUUAAGUCCACAUAAAUUGACUGUAUUAUAUAUAUGGGCUUGCUGUUGGAAUUAUUUGCUUCGGACGAACCAAAAAGCCUGCUGCAGAAAAUGAAGAAUUUGCAAGAUAAGCUAUACAUGGUGUACGCAGACGAUGUCCUUUUUAGGCCCUCCUGUACAUACAUAUAUAAAACAAUUAAUUGCUAAGAAUUUACUAAUCUAAACAAUUUGGAUAAUAUAUUUCUAUUUUAAAUUUAAAUCUUACAUUUAAAAAACAAAAAGAAAAUGCAAAACAAGAACAACAAACUUAAUCUUAAUUAUGUAAAGAAAUUUAGUUUUUUUAACAAUUUUACUCUGUGAAACAAAUCAUCAUUGCUUCCUCUUCUAUUAAUUAUGUUUUUCUUUUGCCACUCGCAAGAACCCCUUAAGAGUUGUCACCCUUACUUAUUAUUAUGGUAUUGUAUUUAUUUCCAACUUAACCCUUUUUAACCUUAGGUUAUCUUUAAGAUAUCAUUAGAAUUAUAUUACACAAUCUAUCGGCAGAUUGUUUCUAAUCUCCCUAUUCCACUGUUAU
Musca domestica (house fly) is the source of this 6645-nucleotide messenger RNA. RefSeq names its product polyhomeotic-proximal chromatin protein. Lineage: Eukaryota; Metazoa; Arthropoda; Insecta; Diptera; Muscidae. Gene Ontology annotation, cellular component: PRC1 complex; nucleus. The record is from RefSeq and is a predicted model, not a curated record. Gene Ontology annotation, molecular function: protein binding; zinc ion binding. The transcript has 5 exons. Bases 490 to 6009 code for a protein of 1839 amino acids.